AUGCAAUCCUACUUCGCCAACCAAACUUGCUCCCCCUUCACCGACCGCUCCACCCCCUGCACCCUCGGCAACUACGUCUCCUAUUCCGUCAAAGCCACCUCGCACCAGGACAUCAUCGCUGCCCUCUCCUUCGCCAGGGCUAACAAAAUCCGCGUCCUCGUCCGCAACACCGGCCACGACUUCCUCGGCCGCAGCACCGGCGCCGGCGCCCUCGCCAUCUGGACCCAGGAUCUCAAGAACAUCUCCUUCGGCACGUGGAGCGACAAGUACUAUUCUGGCCCCACCGUGACGGUUGGCGCGGGCGUGAUUGGGUAUGAGGUGCUCGAGGCGGCGAACAAGCAGGGUCUUACGGUCGUGUCGGGCGAGUGUGCGACGGUUGGUCUUGCUGGUGGAUUCACGCAGGGUGGUGGGCAUUCUGCGCUGUCCACGCAAUUCGGGCUCGCGGCUGAUCAAACGCUGUCUUUCGACGUGGUUACCGCGCGGGGCGACAUCGUCACUGCCUCCCCGACAGAGAACGCUGAUCUCUACUGGGCACUGUCCGGCGGCGGCGGCGGCACCUACGGCGUGGUCGUCUCCAUGACAGUCCGCGCGUACACUGCCAAACCCGUUGGCGGCGCUGUGAUGCAACUCCUCGCUGGCAGUACAACCCCCGAGAAAUUCGCGGCUGCGGUGAGCGCCUUCCACGCGCUGAUGCCUGCGAUGAUCGACGCGGGCGCCAUGGUCGUGUUCCUGCAGAACACGCAGUAUCUCGUGCUCAAGCCCGUGACCGUCUGGGACUCCAACGCAACAUACGUCAAAGACGUCGUCCUCGCGCCGUUCGCCAAAGCGCUGGUAGACCUAGGAAUUACCCCGCCGAUCGCAUACUCCACGCUGUCCUACCGCGACCACUACGACAAGUACAUGGGCCCUCUGCCACGGGGUAGCUUCGAGGUGAACCGGUACCAGUUCGGCGGGCGCCUGAUCCCGCGCGACGUCGCGGUGAACAAGAACAAGGAGCUAGUUACGGUGUACAACGAGCUGACUGCCGCGGGCGUGUUGCUCGCUGGGAGCUCCGCGGAUUACAGCAAGCGCGCUGGGCCGGAGAAUGCUGUGCUGCCUGCGUGGCGCAGUACCAUCACGCAGCUGCAGAUGAUUACAAACUGGAAUAGCACGGCGCCGUGGGUGGAUAUGGAGGCUGCGCAGAAGAAGAUGACGGAGGAGUUCAUGCCGAAGAUCGAGGCGGUGACGCCGGGCUCUGGAUCGUAUAUGAACGAGGCGGAUUUCAGGCAGGAGAGGUGGCAGGACGUUUUCUUCGGGAAGAACUUCAAGAAGCUGGAUGAUGUGAAGAGGAAAUAUGAUCCGGAGAAUGUUUUCUACAUCCUCAAGGGCGUGGGAAGUGAUAUGUGGAGCGUUGCCAAAGAUGGACGGAUGUGUAGGAAACCGUAG
Molecule: messenger RNA, 1425 nt
Organism: Parastagonospora nodorum SN15
Lineage: Eukaryota; Fungi; Ascomycota; Dothideomycetes; Pleosporales; Phaeosphaeriaceae
Exons: 1
Coding region: 1-1425 (474 amino acids)
Molecular function (GO): oxidoreductase activity; FAD binding
Source: RefSeq, a predicted model, not a curated record